Peronospora farinosa is the source of this 1416-nucleotide messenger RNA. NCBI's taxonomy places the organism in Eukaryota, Oomycota, Peronosporomycetes, Peronosporales, Peronosporaceae. The record is from the annotation of a GenBank genome assembly.
AUGCGCGAUCAUCUACAGCGCGAGAGCGUCUUGUCGGCCAUUGCCAUGCUGGUUUCCGGUACUUUCAGCACCGUCAUCAUGAAGACCGAGUAUGCUGUGCGUUCUCGCGGCACAAUCACGUGUCUGGAUCCACAUACGGAUGAGCAGACAACGCUGUGUCCUUUUGCCAAGCCCUGGUUUGGCGUAUUGCAGAUGAAAGUAGCCAUGACACUUUGCCUCGUCUUCCUGUACGUGCGUAAACGCUCGCAGCAUCUCCAGUACCUGGAGACGCCAGUGCUAAGGAUGCAUAAGGACGGACGACGGUAUGUGGCCUCUACGCCGUCUAAUGAGAAGCUGUCGGUCAUUAAACAAAAGUACGCGAGCCAUGCCGGAGCUGAGAACAAGGUGGAGGUUCUUAAGCAGAAGUACCGACCACAUCUCAAUGGCAAACUUGAUGAGCAGUCACCGUUACUAGGGUCGCGAUUACCGGGGAAAGAAGAUGGUCAGCAGGGACGAAUAUCACUACGUACCAUGAUGACGAUUGCCCUUCCAUCCUUGCUGGAUUUACUACAGACUGUGCUGUCCAAUGUCGGACUGCUAUGGGUCUCGUCAUCAGUGUAUCAGAUGGUACGAGGCUCGAUUAUCAUUUUUAGCGCGUUCUUCUCGGUAAGGCUCAUGGGCAAAAAGCUGCACGGAUAUCAUUAUGCUAGUAUCUGGAUCGUCAUGCUGGCGGUCGCACUCGUGGGGUAUGCUGGCGUGAGACACCACUCGAAGGAAUCGGCUGCAGACGACACCGACUCAUUCAAUGCAGCUCUGGGGCUGUUUUUCAUUACUGCUGCGCAAAUUUUGUGCGCACUGCAGAUCGUCGUGGAGGAACACAUGAUGCUGGCGUUAAACGUAAGCCCAAUGUUGCUUGUGGGCUUCGAGGGUCUAUGGGGACUAGUGUUCUACGUCAUAUUGAUGCCAAUCCUCACGCUCACACCUGCCGACGCAGGCUCGGCAUUUGCCCGAACGUGGCACGAGGACUUUGUCGACUCGUUCGUGCAGGUGAAAAACUCGCCCACGCUCAUGGUGCUUAUUCUGGCCUACAUUGUGGCGGUUGGCACGCUUAACGUGACAGGAAACUACGUCACCAAGCAUCUCUCGGCUGUCAUGCGCAGCAUUACCGAGACGCUGCGCACCCUCGGCGUCUGGAGCCUCAGUCUUUUUGUCUACUACGUGAUGCAGUGGCAAGGCCCGGCGUCGCCCGGCGAGCAGUGGACAACCUACAGCUGGCUGGAGCUACUGGGCUUUGUGUUAAUAAUCUAUGGCACACUGGCGUACAAACAGCUUGUCUGCUUGCCUGUAUCCGGCCUCUACGCGGCGCGCGAUCUUCAUCAAAACCGCGACCGCAAAGGAGCCUCCAGGUCGCCCUUUAUGGGUAACUUGCAUAAGUAG